Molecule: messenger RNA, 831 nt
Organism: Parascedosporium putredinis
Lineage: Eukaryota; Fungi; Ascomycota; Sordariomycetes; Microascales; Microascaceae
Source: the annotation of a GenBank genome assembly
AUGGAAGCUAAGCUCCAAGGAAAGGUGGCUCUUGUCACCGGGGCCUCCUCUGGAAUGGGACGGGCCACCUCCCUGGGUCUCGCCAGGCAUGGCGCAAAGGUUGUCUGCUGCGACCUCCAGAAGAAGGCCAACCCCGCGGGUUUCGAAAAGGACCUUGCCACCGAUACGACGGACCUCAUCAUCCAGAGCGGUGGCGAGGCCAUCUUUGCCAGGUGGACAUCUCCAACGCGGAGCAGGUCCAGGCUGCCUUCGACACGACUUUGUCCGUUAGACAUCGUCGUCAGCUGCGCGGGGUACUGGGCACCCUUCCGCAAAUUCGCCGAGGAAGACGACGAGCUCUGGGCCAAGAUGUCCGCCGUUAACACCCUCGGCACCGCGCGCGUGGCCCGCCUCGCCCUCAGGCAGUUCCUCAAGCAGGACGUCGACGAGGUCUGGGGCAGCCGCGGCCGCAUCGUCAACGUGUCGUCGUGCGCCGCCGUCACGGGCUUCCCCGGCGAGACGGCGUACUCGGCCACCAAGGCCGCCGUCAACCACAUGACGCUCGCCGGCGCCCUCGACCACGCCAAGGACAGCAUCAACAUCAACUGCGUGGCCCCCGGCGUCGUCGCCACCGGCAUGGCCCGCCCCAACUUUGAGAGCGCGGACACCAUCGAGCUCAUGAAGAGGGCGACCCCGUGGCCUCGCCUCGGCAAGGUCGAGGAUAUUGCGGGCGCCGUCGUUUUCCUGUGCUUGCCUGAGUCGCAGUGGAUCACGGGCCAGACGUUGGCGGUGGAUGGUGGUAUGACGCUCGGUGUUCCUCCCCGUAAGGUAGCAAGAUAUCUUGUAGGAUAA